Molecule: messenger RNA, 642 nt
Organism: Pleurotus ostreatus (oyster mushroom)
Lineage: Eukaryota; Fungi; Basidiomycota; Agaricomycetes; Agaricales; Pleurotaceae
Exons: 3
Coding region: 1-642 (213 amino acids)
Source: RefSeq, a predicted model, not a curated record
AUGUCUUCAUCCCGCACCGCUUCCGCUUCCACUCUCGAGGACCGCCAUUUGGCUAACCUCAUCACCAUUUUGCGACAAGCAAACUACCGCUACCAGCAAAUCGCGUAUAACAUGCGUCAGACCAUGACCCCAACUCAACACGCUCGUCUUCGUGCCCGUGACCUUGGUCUCAAGCUCAACAUCAAGGCGGCACUCCAAUUGGACCAGAAAUAUGUGUCUCAAGUCCCCCUCCCCGUACUCUCAUCUACUCCUUUGCCCGUCUCCAAGUUCGCUGGGCUCGAGGCGAAUGGCGAUCGACGUCUCCCUACGAUUGUCAUCCCCGCUCACAAUUCGGACAGGCGCAACGGUAGGGGAGCUGUGCUGGCUACCUCUUCGAGGUGGUCACCUUCCCCUGUCACUGGUCCCAAUCACUCGGUCAUUUUGGAAAAAAUUCGCAGCCGGAGAGAGGCUGACGUCCCCAUGGACGUUCAGGCUUCGACUGAGGAGGAGGAUGACGCUAACUCGGUCUACUCUAGCACUUCUGAUGAAUCAAUUGGCCCGGUGACGCCGGAGAACAUGAUGGUCUCUACCGUCCGCAUCAAGCGCAAGUCCUCCGAGAUUUAUGUCUCGGGCAAACGUACCAAGUUUGCGGUCCAGCCUUGA